AUGCUGUCGCCACAGUGCCACACGCAACAAUCAGGGCGAGGUUGCGGUGGCGCUUGGACAAAAGUCUGCAUACACGACACAGGGAUCCGAGGGCAUUGCAAUCGGGGCCAGCGCCGCCUACACCAGGGACGUGAGGCCGGAAAGACAAAGCAGUCUACCAACGGAAUUGCCCUUGGACGGCGCGAAACGCUUGGUUUACCACUUUUGUUUGAGGGGUGGCUGGUGCAGAGAGAAAGCAGGGAGCUGAAGGUUGGAGAGUGUACUUCGUCAGACGACCCAAAUGGGGUGCGACUUCGGUACACGGACUAUGUUCGACACGCGACAACCGUAGAGUACGAGGCCUUGUCCGUCACAUCAAGUCGAUACACCCCGAGACCGAGGAGGCGGUUACGCCCAUCGCCACCCGGGUCACUUAAGCUGGUGCCGACUGGCUGUCUAGUGUUUUCCCCGACGGCGGUGAAGAAGAGUAAAAUUCGAAAGGGAUUUGGAAUCUACACGUGCAAGCCGUGCAAAACGGCCUGGUUGUCGGCACAUGCGUUCCCCAAGUUUCAUCAGCAGUGCAAGACGUGCUUGAUUAACCGCAAGCCGUAUGCCAUGUUUGAGUGCAGCGGCCGGGACGAUAAGGACGACGUGAAGAAGGAGAUAAAGCCCCGCAUGUGUGGAUUGUGCGAGGUUUGUAGCUCCGAAGGCUGCGACGAAUGCCACCCCGCCAAAAAAAUAACCGCGAUUAUCGUUUCGCAGUAA
This is a messenger RNA of Sphaeroforma arctica JP610, 744 nucleotides long. RefSeq lists its product as hypothetical. The coding region runs from base 1 to 744 and encodes 247 amino acids. The record is from RefSeq and is a predicted model, not a curated record. Lineage: Eukaryota; Ichthyosporea; Ichthyophonida. The transcript is spliced from 2 exons.